AAAGGACAGACCUUCAGAACUGAUGCCUGCAUAACAAAAUGUUCUCCGGCUUUGAGCUCAGCCAAACUCAGGAAGAUGGGCCUGAAUUCCUCCAAGGCUCGUAGGAAGGUCACCAAAGUGACCCCCAUGCCAAGCAAAGAACGAGAACCCAAACAGCCUGGCAGCGUGACAGUAUAUUCCUUCCAGACCCCGCCGAGCUCAUUUGUCUCCCCACCAGGGAGAAACCCAGUUUUGGAAAGGCAACUUCCACCUUUGCGAGAGAUGUGGUAUGGAAGAUAUCCCACAGAGUGUUUCCCCUUUAUGAAACUCACAAAUGAAAAAAUACUCAAAGUGCCCAGGCCAAAUCUGUUAGACCACACACGAGGAGGAGGAGGAGGAGGAGGAGGAGGAGGAGGAGAGGCAAGCAUCAUCAAGCAACAUCCACCUCGAAGGCUUCAGAAAUUGGAGCCAUUUAUUCUGGCAGAAAACAGCCCUGCAGACAAAUACUUGAAUCUGCCAGGUGGGACCGUGACACGGAAGGAAAAGGAACUAGAGAGAGGAGGGCUAGCUGCUAAGCACCCCACUGGAAGAAGGCAAUAUUUACUCAAGAUGAAGAUGCUUGAAAUAACAAAAGAGGCAGAACUGAAGAGGCGUCUGCAACAGGAGGCUAGGCUUAAUAAGCCAAAACUAAGGGAUCUUCAUUUGCUGGGCACUUUUGAGCAUAUGCAGGGAACUCGAAGCUCUGAUGAUGAAGAGCUACACUGUACUGAGCAUGACCAAAUAUUCAACAGAAGCUGUGGAGAUUUGUGGCAUAGAGAAUUUCUUAAAGAGCGUGGGUCACCUAAAUCCCAUCUGGACCAGAGGGACAAAGUGGAGACAUGGCUGUUGAAGCAACAAGCGACAGCAGAAUCAUCUUCAGAUGCUUCAAGCAAUGACUCCAAUAACUGGAAAGAUGACAGUGACAACUUUAGGAAACCUUAUCGGAGACCUGCUUUAGUGAGAACUAAGACAGAAAGGAUUACCCUUUUUGAUGAUUUUUUUGAUAAGGAGCUUUAAAUUUAAAUAAGGCAUGUAUAAGACCGUCUUUUAGAGAUGGUGUCCUGGCAUAUAUUGCCUUCCAUUUGUAAUUCUUCCGUAUUUAUCUAUCUAUCCAUUCAUAUUUGUUCUUGCCUUAUGCAUUCUGUAAAACAGGAGAAAACAGAGUAUGCCAUUGGGGUCAAUAGCCAGCCUGCAUUCACAGUACUGAAGCCCCCCUCUAGUCUAAAUGCUAGUCAGCAUUUGAGUUUGAAUACACACCUUUUCUCAGGCAUGGGCUUUAACACUUAGGCUUUAGCACAGAUUCUCAGGAGAUUUCCCUCAGCUUCUUCUUCUUGUAGAGAAAAAAUUAUUUGUUCUUUUAAAAGAAGAAAGAGAACUCCGGGGAAACAGAGCGAGAAGUUUUUGCGUUUGAGCUAGAAAAAGGAGUGGGCUGUACCAUCACUCCAACAGCUCUGAUAAAUAGCUGAAAUUACUCCAAGAGGCUGGAGGAAUGCAGCAGAGGACUUUUUACUGGGAUUCAUUUUACAACUUAUCUAAGAAAUGAAGAAAGAAAUAUGUAAGUGAUUUAAGCAAGAGCUGCAUUAAAUUCUAAUUUCUUUUGCUCUGCGUGCUUAUGUCCAAUAUGCUUUAUAUUUCUGUUUAAAAAAAAUGUUUGUGUUUUAUCACAGACUGGAAUCAUAUAUCAGGCAUGUUCUAUAUUUCAUUCUCUAAGUUCUUGUGAUGAUGAAGAUGAUGAUGAUGAUGAUGGAAUGGAGAAAUACUAUUUAUAGUAGACCAACACAAUCUUGUCUAUUUGGAGCAAUACAUUGGCAGUUUAAUGUUCUUUUUUUUUUGUUUUACAAAUGCUAUAUCUACUUUCUUCAACAUAGACGGUUUGUAUUUUGAGUAUUUAAAGUUAAAAAAAAAUAUAAUAUACCUUUUAAAAAAAAGUUUGAUUUUGUUUACCACUUGUGAGAUUAAGUUAUUUCCCAAAAGGGAGAAGAAACUUCUAGUCAUGUACCCUUACAUACAAACCAAGGAAACUCCAUUAUAAGAAUUAUUUAAUUCCCUUCCUAUCACAGGUUCUUUUGAAACUACAACCAAUCAGAAUGACCCAGACUCAAUACAGACACAAAAGCAUUAGAAAUUGGGACAAUUGGUUUAUUUUGCAUCCCCUUACAGUGACUUUUUAUACAAGGACGUCUUACAAAACAGAAUUGUAAAUUAUGAAUGUCUUCAACUGUUAUAUAAACAAAUGUAU
Python bivittatus (Burmese python) is the source of this 2257-nucleotide messenger RNA. NCBI's taxonomy places the organism in Eukaryota, Metazoa, Chordata, Lepidosauria, Squamata, Pythonidae. The record is from RefSeq and is a predicted model, not a curated record.